AUGUUUGUUAUUCCACUGAUAUUGUUGGAAUUGGGAACAAUAUUCUGUGCAGGAAGGGGCAGAGGUGCCAAUAGAGGUGCUGCUAAUCAAGCAACACGAAAGAGUAGAAGAGUAAGUGCUAGACAUCAAACUGGUGCUGAAAGUGGAGAAUCAGAAAGUGCAUCAGUAGAAGCAGCACCACCAGCAGCACCAGUAGUAGAAGAAGAAGAAGCAGCAGCAGCAGCAAUACCAGUACCAGUACCAGUAGAAGGAACACCUACACCAGCCCCAGAAGUAGUUGCAGUAAUAGGAUCAGUCACUUCACCAGUUCAAACAUCAGCUAGUAUGCCAGGACGAAUUACGAGAUCAGUGGCUGGUGGAGAAGAGGAAGAAGAAGUACAGAAAUCAGGUGAAGUACAGAAAUCAGGAAGUGCUGAAGUGGAAUCAGCUGAAGAUGGAACAAGAAAAUCACUUGAAGAAACAGAAGAAGGAGCAGUAAAAAAAGAUGAAGAGGAAGAGGAAGAUGAAGGAUUGUUGGGAUCAGAUGAAACAGGAGAUCAGCUUCAAGCAUCUGAAUUAGUAGAUUUGAGUGGAGUUGAACCUGGAUCAGGUAGAUAUUCUCCUAUUGCUAAAUCUGCAUCACCUGAUGCAGCCGAACAAAGUCAGGAUGAAGAUGAAGAUGGUGAAGAUGUUGUUAAGCAGACAGGAGGAAUAAAGAAAGCGGUGGUUGCAGAGGAUGAAGAUGAAGAAGAAGAUUUGUCACUAUCACCUCUAGCUGCCAGUACACCAUUAAUGACUGGGAAGACAAAAGGAAAAAGGAGAUUGGUGCUACAAGUUGAAGAAGUACAUGAAGAUGGUGAAGCUCAUUCAUCGCCAGUUAGUAUUAAAAAAGGUAGGGGUGGAAAAAAGAAAUCAAAGAAAACGGGAUAUAAGCCAAAAAAAGAUUCAGACAAAGAAGAAGGUGCACCUGCUACACCAAGAAGAAGCAUUAGAAAAAGAAGGUCACCAAAACCAGCGAAAGUGUCAGAUCUGAAAGCAUAUACCUCAUUAUCUGAAGAAGUAGAGAAAUCCAAGUCAUCAGAAUCAACAGAAAAGGUAUCAACACCGCAAGCAUCAGAAUUAACAGAAGAAGAAGAAAAAUCUGAACCAGCACAUGCAUCUGGUGAAUCGCUAAAACCAGCACAUGGAAAACCAGAAGGCGACCCUCUCGAACUGGAAAUGCUAAGAUACGGUAGUGAUGUACUCGUAUUUCCAUCAUUGUUAUUUGUCAAGGAAAAGAGUGUGACUAGGAUGUCAUUUGAAGUACUCGAUGAGAGUGAGAACGUAAAAAGCAAAAUUAUGAUAUUCAACAGGGCUAAAACUAAUACGGAAUCACACAUUAAUAACUACUACAGUCUGCCAUUCGAUUGGUGCAAAAAGGUAACAGAGGUUCCUGAUAGUGUGNAACCAGCACAUGCAUCUGGUGAAUCGCUAAAACCAGCACAUGGAAAACCAGAAGGCGACCCUCUCGAACUGGAAAUGCUAAGAUACGGUAGUGAUGUACUCGUAUUUCCAUCAUUGUUAUUUGUCAAGGAAAAGAGUGUGACUAGGAUGUCAUUUGAAGUACUCGAUGAGAGUGAGAACGUAAAAAGCAAAAUUAUGAUAUUCAACAGGGCUAAAACUAAUACGGAAUCACACAUUAAUAACUACUACAGUCUGCCAUUCGAUUGGUGCAAAAAGGUAACAGAGGUUCCUGAUAGUGUGUCAGCGUAUUUGGAAGGUGAUGGAUUUGAUGAAGAGAUGCACAAAGCAGCAAUUGAUACGUUGGAAGAAAAUAAGGGUAAAUUUAUCACAAGGGUACCAAAAUACCUGUGGCUUGGAAUGGUAAAGGGAAUUGGAUCACAGAAGGCAGAGACAGAGGCAACACCAGAGCAGAAGAAGUUGCGCGUGAAUGAGGUAAUUCGUGAGCUACCUCUUUACAUGAGACUGGAGCCACUAAAGGAUACGUUGGAAGGUGAUAUGGCUUUUACUGGACGAAUUAUUGUGGUAGUGAAAAGUAAGAAAAUGUGUACGAAAAUAGUACACUUUGAUAAGGUUGGUGAUGUGAUUACAGUAGAAAGCACGCUGGAUGAAUACAAGUACAAAGUGACUGGGCGACCUAUUACAGAGCCAAAGACUCCUAUUGAACCACUAAAGCCAAAAACUGAGCCAGAAGCAAAGCCAAAAGACGAGGACAAGUCAAAGGAUUCCAAGAAGAAGCCAUGGAUCAUUGCGGCCUUCGUGGUGCUGACUCUCGUAGUGUUGGUUGGUGUUGGAAUAGCUUUGGUGCUAUUGAAGAAGAACAAGACAAAUUCGCUGAAAUAA
Molecule: messenger RNA, 2322 nt
Organism: Enterospora canceri
Lineage: Eukaryota; Fungi; Microsporidia; Enterocytozoonidae
Source: the annotation of a GenBank genome assembly